This is a messenger RNA of Ruditapes philippinarum (Manila clam), 1962 nucleotides long. Its product is annotated as ankyrin repeat domain-containing protein 39-like. Gene Ontology annotation, molecular function: protein binding. The transcript is spliced from 3 exons. The coding region runs from base 1 to 579 and encodes 192 amino acids. NCBI's taxonomy places the organism in Eukaryota, Metazoa, Mollusca, Bivalvia, Venerida, Veneridae. The record is from RefSeq and is a predicted model, not a curated record.
AUGGUGAUAAAAAUGUGUGAAAAAGAGCAUAAAUGCGAGUGUGCACACAGUUCAACUAACCCGUCUGUUCAACAAACAUUAGAAGAACUAGAUUUUAGUAGGGGUAUAUGGACAGCCGCAUUAGACGGAUCAUAUGAAGAUGUUGUGAAAUUUCUUGAGAAGAAAAACGACCCAGUUGACAAAUGUGACACUUCAGGCUACACAGCUCUACAUUAUGCAAGUAGAAAUGGUCACACAAGAAUAUGUAAACUGUUGCUUGACAAUAAUGCCUCACCAAAUAUUCAGACACGUUCAGGUGGUGUGACACCUCUCCAUAGGGCUGCGUAUUGCGGACAUACAGAUAUAGUGGAACUACUUCUAAAGCAUGGAGCUGACCCUUUGAUAGCAGAUUCUGAUGGAAAACUUCCCUUACACAAAGCUGCUGAAAAGGGUUUUGCACCUGUAGUAGAGAUAUUAAUGAAAGCAGCAAAAGACAGUGUUUUCCAUAAAGAUAACAGAGGUCGCACUCCAACAGACUGUGUCACAAAAGAGUGUUCAAAUGUGAAAUCUCUUCUUGAAUUAAAACAAGAGCAAUCCUGAAAUACGAUGUUAAGUCACAAGUAGACCAAUUAGCUGCAGAGUGUUGUGUGAAAUAAUGAUAUAAAUGUGACAGAACCUGAAUUACUGUUAUUUCCCAACAGAACUGUGAACAGCUAAGACAAAAGAAAGUGGUUUAAUUUUAGAAAUCUCAAACAACAGAGCUUUAAGAAAACCUCCUCUGAACUUGUUUUGGUGCACAAAUUUUUUUACUUGCACUCCUAAAUUUUCAUUUGUUUAUAGUCAGCCGAAUUUUUUUGGACAAUCAGUGGACAUGAUGUUAAAAUAACUAUAAAACUCUUACAGUAUCUGCUAGUUUGUUUCAUAGUUAAGGGACCUUUCUGUUGAAAAUGUGUCAGAGUUAAAUCGUAUACAUAUACAUGCACAGUGCAUUAACUGGAGUGCAGGUAUUAGUUACCCGCACUCCAGAGCAUGUCCAUUGAUUGGCUCAUUUUUGCUGGGGUUUACUUAUUGUGACGGCAGAGAAAGGGAAAGCGAUAGAAAUAUCAUAUUCAGAUGCUCGUUCAUUGGUUACUUUUUUCUGGGGUUUCAUAUUUUGACAACAGGGAACGUGUUUUUUUGUUUGACUAUGAUACAAAAGAGAAAGAACAUCAAAACAUCGGCGAUCUGAUUAAAUACUCAGGGGCUAUGCCCCCCUUGUACAAAUCAGAUAGUCUCGUGUUUCAAUGCUCUUUCUAUUACAUAGAGCAGAGUAUCUGGCUUGAGGGUAACUUUAACUGAGAGUAACUAGACAGUUCUAUUGAGACAAAAGUCCAGUGUUUUUUUCUUCUUGCCUAUUUCAUACCAAUUACAGUGGAAAACGAUUUACAAAAACAUUUUUCAUUUAGUACACUUGAUAGUAGCAUAACUUAUGAAUUUACAAUCUUAUUCAUAACGAAUGGAAGGAUGUCAUCACAACGUCAUGUACACAACUCAUUUAUUAAGGCGCCAGACUCAGAAUGAUGUUAUUUGAAGCAUAUACCUUAUCUUACAUGUGGAGACCGCAAGAUACCAUUUUCCACACAGCUUCCACAACAGUAUGAUAUGCGAGAAACAAAUUUGUAUUUCUCAGGACUAGUGGGUCACCUAAACAUGAGAGAAAAAUAACAACAAGACAUAUCACUCUUAAAUAGAAUUUAUUCAAUGCUGGCAGGACGGUGGGAUAACAAGUUAGAUGCUAACAAGUAUUAUAUCAGAUCUAGAAAGAUAUAAAAAAACCAGAUACAUGUAUAAUCAUUCUACAAGAGUGACCACCCUUGAUACUACUGUGCCUUGUAUAGCCUGAAAGGUAUCUUAAAUUUAACUGUAGACAUUUUAAACUCAUGAUACAAGAUAAUAGAACCAAUAACAUGAAAAUUAUCAUAUUAAAAAGUUUCUUUGUUGUUA